This is a messenger RNA of Colletotrichum orchidophilum, 744 nucleotides long. RefSeq names its product 5-formyltetrahydrofolate cyclo-ligase. Gene Ontology annotation, cellular component: mitochondrion. Gene Ontology annotation, molecular function: 5-formyltetrahydrofolate cyclo-ligase activity. The coding region runs from base 1 to 744 and encodes 247 amino acids. NCBI's taxonomy places the organism in Eukaryota, Fungi, Ascomycota, Sordariomycetes, Glomerellales, Glomerellaceae. Gene Ontology annotation, biological process: tetrahydrofolate interconversion; folic acid-containing compound biosynthetic process. The record is from RefSeq and is a predicted model, not a curated record. The transcript has 2 exons.
AUGGCUUCGCCUCUGGUGGCUGCAAAAAAUCAGCUGCGUUCUGUCAUGAAAGACAGGCUCGCCCUUAUUGCCCACGAAUCCAUCAAUAACCAGAGUCGAACUGUGUUUGAGACGCUCAAGACAUUCAGACCUUACGUGGAAGCGCAGAGGGUCAGCGUCUUUCUCUCAAUGCCUUUUGGUGAAGUCCAAACAGACCAAAUCGUGCGCCACGCUCUGUCAACAGGGAAGCACGUCUACGUUCCGUACUUACACAAGUCGCAUUUUCCACCAGGGGAGACGCCGCCCAGGAUCAUGGACAUGGUCCGUUUGCGCGACAUCCACGACUACGAGUCACUACAGCCCGACAAAUGGGGCAUUCCCAGCAUUGACCCUGAGACAGUCCACCAGAGAGACCGGGUUCUUGGUGAGCCUGGUGCCCAGUCCCCGGAUUCCUCCUUCUUGGACCUGAUGUUACUCCCCGGGGUCGCAUUCGACGUCGAUGGCAACUCGGGCUCACUGCGGCGCCUUGGGCAUGGGAAGGGCUUUUAUGAUCUUUUUAUCCGCAGGUACACGGCAAAAUUUGACGGUGAGCUGUCGGCUCCCAAGCGUCCUGUAUUGCUCUACGGCCUGGCACUCGCAGAGCAGUUCAUCUCUCGACCCUCUGACGGACCUAUUCCCGUGGCCCAGCAUGACCAAUCACUUCAUGGUCUAGUGUUGGGGAACGGGGAGGUCAAGAGGCCGGCAGACAAUUCCCACAUCAAAUAG